UUAUUUUAAACUUCAUUCUUUCAACUAGGAUUUUAUUUUAUUUCACACAUGCAAGGCAAGCACUCUACCACUGAGCCACAACCCCAGCCCUUCAAAUAGGAUUUUAAAAGCACAUAUAUAAUUAUCCUGUACCAGGAACUAUUUUAAGAGUUUUUAACUAUUAAAAUUACAGUGAUUUGUUCUUAUUUAUCCAUUUUUGCCUUCUGCUGCAGAUGAUCCCCAGCUGUGUCUUCCUCUCUAGGUGCAGAGGGCAAAGAUGUAGUUAUUUCGUGGUUGGUAGAUGGCGGUUCCAGAAUCUCGGGCUCGUUCCAGCUGGCCAGCCUUCUCUGCUUUCUGUGUGUGCCUGUUGUCCUUGAUGCACUGGGAGUUGAGUUGAAGGCAUUUGUAGGGCUUCUUUGGGGCUGAGGUCUGCAGAGCACGAUUGGUCUUGUGCUGGGUACCUGUGGACAGUGUUCUCCUGGGACCAUAUUUUUUAGCCAUUUUAUGCCCUUGGGGUGGGGGGUGUUGGCCAGGGCCAUCCUGGCUGCUCACCAGGAUGGUGGCACCUGCCUUGCUGGGUCCUGGGCCUGCCCUGCUCUGCCACCCCUCAUCCUUCAUAUGGGGACAGCCAGACUGCCUAGCAUGGCCCCUGCUCUUCCCCUCACACCAUCUUCCUGUGACAUGUGGCACCCUUGAUGGCUCUUUCCUUUCUGAAACUCCUUCUUUAGCUUCCCUUCUGGUGGUCUUUUUCAACUUUUCAGCUCUCCUUCCUUUGUCCUGCUCUUGGACUCCCUUUCUCUGCCUGCUCAUUAGAUAGCUGCACCCCAAGGCCUGGAUCUGCGUUUCCCCUCACUUCUUGGUGACCCAGGCCACUCUGGAGCUCCCACUCACCACACUCGCAUCCAGCGAUUGUCUCUCCUGUGCUCAGGCUGGGGUCCAGCAGGCCAUUUCCUUUGCUGGGCGCCUCUUCUCAUCCUUGGGUGGGUCUCAGAGGGUGGUGUGACCACCUGCCCAGAACACCUGGCCUGGUGUACCCCACUGAGCUGGGUCACAGGGCCCAGGUGAGUCAGCACCUGUCAGCUUGGGGGCCUUCUCUGAUCCUUGCUGGCUGACCACCCUGGGGUCACCCUGGGCUGCUUGCCACUUUUCCUGGCAUGCCCUCUCCUCCUAGCUGACCGAACGUGUUUGUGCUACAUGCCUCAUUCCUAAAGUGCAGGUAGGACCACACUAUUUCUCAGCUUGAAAUUCCUCAGUGAUUCUCCAUUUGCAGGAUAAAAUUAAAACUCCUGAGUUUUGCAUGGAGAGUCUGUAUUCCUCCGCUACCUGUGGCCUCCUCCCUAGGCUCUCUGUGGACUUAGCAUGUUGAAGUGUCUGUCAUCCCUCUUCCCUGUUCCCUGGUGCCCUUUCCUGAGCCGUGUCUCCUCCUGGCACUCCGCUCCUGUUCUCUGCCUGGCUAGCCCCAGCUUGUCUUCUAUUAUAGGUCACUCUUGCUUCUGGGGGCAGGCUUCUGGGGUGAGCUGGCCACGAGGAAGAAGGGGUGCUCUUCAGCAUGUCAGAGCCAGGUCCCACCCACCCCAUACCCUCCUAGAUCCUGAGGGUGCCCCUUCCCAGUGAGCGCAUUUAAGCUGCUAUCAGGUGGAGCCUGGUGUCACUCCUCCUCCCCGAACUCCACUGCUCCUCCCCACACUCCACUGCGGGGCUUGAAGAGACAGGCACACCCUGGGCCCCAGGAUGGGACAUGCGUCACCUGCCCCUCAGGGUUUGUAAGGAGUAGGGCCAGUGGUAGCGCCAGUCAGCACAGGCUAGAGUGGCAGGUGGCCUGCAGAUGUCUUCAUCGGGCUGCUGUGCCUCGACUGCCCACACAGGGUCCACUCUGCCCCAGGGGAAUAAGAAAGGAGGCCACAGUGCAAUCUGGACUGCGAGGGGACCAGGCCCCCAUGGCAGGCUUACGGCUGGCACUGAGAGGCAAGUUCUGUGGCCUCUGGAGGAGGAGUCCACUAAUGCCUGGACCUCAGGCUUACCUUGAGGCAGGAGGCAAACAGGCAGAGCCUUUUAUUAUGAAGGAGGGAUUUAUAAAAAAUAAUGGUAAAAUCCUAAAAGGUAACUAGGAGAAAUCAGAGCUGUUUUGAAGGUGUCUGUACUUUUUUUAGGGGGGGUAGGUACCAGGGAUUGAACUUAGGGACACUCAACCACUGAGCCAUAUCCCCAGUCCUAUUUUGUAUUUUAUUUAGAGACAGGGUCUCACUGAAUUGCUUAACGCCUUUCUUUUGUUGAAGCUGGCUUUGUAUUCUCGAUCUUCCUGCCUCAGCCUCCCGAGCAGCUGGGAUUACAGACGUGUGCCACUGCACACAGCCAGGACUGUCAGAUUCUCCUCAGGCUGGGCAGCCACAUUCACCAUUACCUAGUUCUGCUGGCAGAAUUUAGGGCUGUGUAGACCUUGGAGCUGACCCCAGCUGUUGGGGAGCCCCUCAGAGCAGUCUACGUGGUUUGCUGUUCAUACUGGGAAUACAGAGCUGUCACCCAGGUGAAGAGCCAUGAAGACUGCUUCUUACUGGGACAGGGGCCUUCAUGUCAGGGUGGCCAGCCAGCUCCUAAGAGCAGUACUGCCAGUGAAAGAUGUAGAAGAAAAACCCGAACAACAAACCAGAGUGAAGGAGACGGACAGGUUACCCGCUGGUGUCAAACCCCGACAGCAACCAAGUGCCUUAUUUGCUAGAGGAAGUAGGAAAGCUGUCAGAAGCCCCCAAAGAUCAUCCGCUAAAAUAAAAGAAAACAAGCACCCAUUCGCUCUUUACGGCUGGGGAGAGAGACAGACAGACACCGGAAGCCAGAAGACCCACAACGUCUGUGCCUCUGCAUCGGUGCAUGAGAUUCACGAGUCGGCGCUGCGGGCCAGGAGCAGGAGGCAGGAGGAGAAGAGGAAGCUGGCUGCUCAGCGGCAGCGUGCGCACUCGGUGGAGGUGCAGAGGGGCAGGACAGCGAGGGCCCCCUCUGCAGAGAACCCCUGGGUGACGGAGUACAUGCGCUGCUUCUCAGCAAGGGCCUAGAGCUCCCCAGGGGCCAGUCUGUCUGUGACCCGGAUCUGGCCGAGAGACCUUGACCAUGCAGGGCCUCUCGGAGAACAGCUAAAGGCUGUCCUGUCGUGAAUCUCAUCACCUACGUCAGCAGUAGGGCAGAAAGCUGAAGCCAUAGACACUUGGUUACCUGUGAAGACAAGCCCCAGGCCCCUGGUAUUCUUGUUAGAGUUGUGUCUGUGAGCAUCUUUCCUUUGAGGUACUGACACCAGAUGCCUUUAAACGACUAUGAGGCUUCCGUCCCCCUCUAGGUGGCACAGGUGGGCUGUGUCACCCACCUUAGGGGCCUCCAACUCACACUUGUGAGGUCCCCGUCCUGCACGAGAUUUGUGUUUACUGACACAUGUGGUUUUCUUUGUGAGAGAGUAUCCAGCAAGUAUCACUCCCCGUGGCCUCGGGCCCAGUUCUCCCCAGGAUCUAGCAUCCAUCUGUGGUGAAGCAGGGCUGUGAUGGCUACUGCAGGUACAGAGGUGCUUGUGUUUCAGCUCACACCAACCUUCACACGGGUCGUGUGUUCAAGGAUUGGGCUGGCGAGGCCUGGCUUCUCUGGAUGAUCUCCUGGGCGCUCCCUCAGCAGUUUAAUAGCCACACACAUUCCAGUAGACACAGCGCGGCCACUGUGUGUAGGUGGUUAUGCAGUUGCUGUGAGCCAGUUCACCUCUCUUUAAUUACAGCAUUUCUCUUCAGAACAUAUAAGAUAUAGCUGGCCACGGUUACAGGCUGUGGACUCUAGCCUCUUCUGCAGCAGCUGGCAGGACAUGUAGAAUGCAUGCCCUGGAAUCACAUGGAAUGAACUGAGACACUCUCAGAGACACUGCCCACCUGCCUUCUCCACUCUUCCUUCUGCAGAACUUGGUCUUGGUGGUUUGUGGUGUUCCUGCUUCAGGUUGAACUGAUUGUGUUUGACUCCUGGCCAGCAGAUCUUACCUACACCUUACAGGAGCUUGGGGGCCUGAGCGCAUGCAGCUGUGUCUCAGCAGGGCUGAUCCUUUUGUGCAUUUGCCUCUAGGAUGGAAAAUGGUCUUCACACUGAUUUCUCAGGUGCUGGGUGGGUCUCCCUGCUGACGAGGCCUGUCCAGGAAGGACGAGGGCAGGUGCUCUAGGGGAACGAGCAGGUCCUGCAGCUUAGCCCCUGCGGGCGUGAGUGGAAAGUUGGUGUUGGACUUGAGGCUUGACAUGCCUGGGUUUUCACUCAGGGUCUCUCAAGUCCGCUGGCUCUUAGCACACAGACUGGUCUCACUCCACAUAAAUUCACCAUCUUGUCACUGUGUCGAGCCGUGAAAGUGCCUCUUAGAGCCUCCUGAGUGCUGUGGUCCUGAGGUGAGUCCUGUAUGGAGAGCGUGCCUUGUCGUGGAGGAGUGUGCUUACCAAGAAGAAGUUCUACAUGGUGUCUGACACCCUGGCUAUGAGUUCUAGUGAACUUUGAUUUAACCAGUCACACAUCUUCAAAUGCUGUGGGAACCUGUGGGUCACAUAACCCUGGCAUGGUGAUGGUGUGGCUCAGGUGGUUUCACCCACUGGCUGAGCAUCAUGUUGCAUCUGACUGUGUUGGAAAGUCAGCCAGGCAUGGCACCUGGCACCCUACUCCUCCAGCCUGUGUCUGCCGGAUGUCUAGGAAACACACUUGUCUGUGCGCUUUCCCCGACUCCAGGCCUGGAAGGCAGAUUGGCAAGUCUCCCUUCUUUAUAAGUGAAGAUGGAUGGACAAGGUAGUUAAGGGACUUCUCAUGUGCAUGAACAACCAGUGGCUGAGUGUGGUAGCUGUGGUCCCUCCUGUCUGAGCCCUCGAUGGUCGAGAUCCUCCUCUUCCCUUUUCUCAAGGGCACAGUUACCUUUUGAGCCUAUGAAUUUUUAAAAAUUGUAACAAUGUGACAUUCCUACUUUCUUCUUUUACUGGGAACUGAUGUGGUGGUGGUCAUGUUCCUAAUUCUUAGGACAUGUUGCAAGACAGGGAGAUAGUAUAAAGCUGCCUUCAGGUUGGAAAAGUAGAACUGGUUGGAAUCCAGUGUUAUUUAAAUGCUACAUAAAGUCUUUUUAAAAUUUUGGCUUUAAAUUCUUAUUAAAACAAUUUGCCAUAAA
Molecule: messenger RNA, 5131 nt
Organism: Marmota monax (woodchuck)
Lineage: Eukaryota; Metazoa; Chordata; Mammalia; Rodentia; Sciuridae
Gene: Ccsap
Product: centriole, cilia and spindle associated protein
Exons: 3
Coding region: 2514-3026 (170 amino acids)
Biological process (GO): regulation of mitotic spindle assembly
Cellular component (GO): axon; spindle; ciliary basal body
Molecular function (GO): microtubule binding
Source: RefSeq, a predicted model, not a curated record